AUGGAGACCCGCAUCGUCAAGAUCGACGCCCAAGGGCUCGGCAACUUCACCAACAACGCUGGACCCGAGAGAUUGAGCACAUGGGAAGUCAGCCCCUCCGCCUCAGGCGCCUCGAUAGCCGCCCUCCGCGACGCAGCAGAGUAUAUGCGCACCAAGGCGACACCAGUGGCUUUCCCGACCGAGACUGUUUAUGGCUUGGGUGCCGAUGCGACAAGGAGCGACGCCGUCAAGGGCAUCUACUCAGCCAAGGGCCGGCCCUCGGACAACCCGCUCAUUUCUCAUGUCAGCGAUCUUGAUAUGUUGAGGGAGCUGUUGCGAUCCGAUGAGAACCAGACAAACGGCCAUGCUCAAAAGGACCCAAUUCCAGAGAUAUACAAGCCUCUCAUUGAAAAGUUCUGGCCUGGCCCUCUUACGAUUCUCCUCAAGAACCCGACGCCAAGCAAACUUGCGCCCGAGGUCACGGCAGGCUUGACGAGUUUUGGUGUCAGGAUGCCGUCGUCGCCGUUGGCGUUGACACUCAUUAAGUUGGCCGGUGUACCGCUGGCUGCUCCUUCGGCGAAUGCGUCGACUAAGCCCUCGCCCACGACAGCGCAGCAUGUUUAUCACGAUCUGGAGGGCCGCAUCGAACUCAUCUUAGACGGCGGGGCGUGCCAGGUCGGCGUGGAGAGUACGGUUGUUGACGGUCUGUGCAACCCUCCAGUCGUUCUGAGGCCAGGAGGCGUGAGCAUGGAAGAGUUGCGAAGCUGUCCAGGCUGGGAGGGCGUCGUCAAGGCGUACAAGGACGAGAGCGAGACAGGGAAGUCUGCACCAAGGGCGCCUGGUAUGAAGUACAAGCACUACAGCCCCAAGGCGAAGGUUGUGCUGUAUGAGCAUGCUUGCCCGGCAGGUGCUGAGGGCAUCGUUGCCGAGGACUUGCAGAAGGCGCUCAUUCAGCAGAACGCGGAUGCGUUGACGAACGGAGACGGACCGACUUCCGCCAGGAUAGGAAUCAUCCGCACGAGGAGGUGGAAGAUUGCAGGUGGUCUGCAUCACGGUGCGCUGCAAGUUUCCAAGGUCCAUGUUGACGGGGCUGCGGAGGCGAACGCCAGGGAUGAGACGACGUACGAGGUCCAAGAGGGCGAGCUUCAGGAUGCCGAGGACAAGCCCAUGGCGUCGGUGCUUGAUAUCGACUUGGGAGACGACACGAGAGGAAUUGCGCAGGGCUUGUUCUCGGCGCUGAGAGAUUUGGAUAGAAGGGGCGCUAGCGUCAUCUUCGUAGACGGUAUCGACGACAGGAACGACAUUGCAGAGGCGGUGAUGAACAGGCUUCGCAAAGCAGCGUCCGAGAUUCGGACAUAG
This is a messenger RNA of Colletotrichum chrysophilum, 1338 nucleotides long. RefSeq lists its product as uncharacterized. The transcript has a single exon. Gene Ontology annotation, cellular component: cytoplasm. Gene Ontology annotation, biological process: regulation of translational fidelity. Lineage: Eukaryota; Fungi; Ascomycota; Sordariomycetes; Glomerellales; Glomerellaceae. The record is from RefSeq and is a predicted model, not a curated record. Gene Ontology annotation, molecular function: nucleotidyltransferase activity; tRNA binding; double-stranded RNA binding. The coding region runs from base 1 to 1338 and encodes 445 amino acids.